This is a messenger RNA of Arachis stenosperma, 1544 nucleotides long. Its product is annotated as serine/threonine protein phosphatase 2A 57 kDa regulatory subunit B' beta isoform-like. The record is from RefSeq and is a predicted model, not a curated record. Gene Ontology annotation, biological process: signal transduction. Lineage: Eukaryota; Viridiplantae; Streptophyta; Magnoliopsida; Fabales; Fabaceae. The transcript is spliced from 2 exons. Gene Ontology annotation, molecular function: protein phosphatase regulator activity. The coding region runs from base 96 to 1469 and encodes 457 amino acids. Gene Ontology annotation, cellular component: protein phosphatase type 2A complex.
AGUCAUUAUAUUAAAAGCAAGGUUUCAAGAAUGAAGAUUCUUUGUUAGGUGAUAAAAGAAGAAAGCAAGAACAUUGGGUUGAUCCAUCAGAAAAGAUGGGUAGCUUGAGAAACUCAAAGACACUCCAUGACUUGUUUGUGCAAGAGAAGCCUCUCUUCCCCAUUAUUCAACACUCUCCAACUUCACCCAUGAAUGAAGAUCUUCUCUCUGCUAUCUCUUACUGCACCUUUGUCUUCACCUUCACUGACCCUCUUGAAUCUCCAGCACAAAGAGAUUCCAAGAGGAUCCAACUUUCAAGGAUCAUUUCCAUACUCAAAUCUUCCAAGAAGCCAUUGCAGCACAGAAUCUUGGCCCCAUUGAUCUCAAUGAUUCAAGCUAAUCUCUUUAGGCCACUCCCUCCACCUGCCAACAACCCUUCUUGUUCUUCUUCUUCCUCCUCUUCCUCUUCUUCCGUCUGUGAACUCGCCGAGGACGAAGAUCCUGUCUCCAUAUUCUCACCAGUUUGGUCACAUCUCCAAAUAGUAUAUGAAAUUCUGCUCAGGCUUGUCAUCACCAUAGACUAUGAAGCCUUGAGAGUGUACAUGGAUCAGUCUUUCCUCCUCAAGCUCCUAUCACUCUUCCAAUCAGAAGAUCCAAGGGAACGCGAGAGCUUGAAGAAUGUUUACCACAAGAUAUACACAAAAUUCAUCACGGAUCGUUCCUUCAUGAGGAAGUCAAUGAAAGAUGUGUUGCUGAACCAUGUUUUCGAGAUAGAAAGGCAUCCGGGGAUUGCAGAGUUGCUUGAGAUAUGGGGAACCAUCAUAAAUGGAUUUACCGUGCCACUCAAGGAAGAGCACAAGCUGUUCUUGAUGAGAGUUCUGAUUCCCCUGCAUAAGACAAAGGGGAUGCAGGUCUACCAUAGGCAACUCGCUUAUUGCGUUUCGCAGUUUGUGCAGAAGGAGCCAAUGCUUGGUGCAGUUGUUGUUAGAGGGAUCCUCAGGUAUUGGCCUGUAACCAACACUCAAAAAGAGAUCUUGUUCAUUGGGGAGUUGGAGGAUCUUGUUGACAAUAUUGACCCUGAUCAGUAUAGGAAGUUGGCCUUGCCAUUCUGUACACAGAUUACUAAAUGCAUUAACAGCCGGAAUUCACAGGUGGCAGAGCGAGCGCUGUAUGUAUGGAACAACGAACAGUUUGUGAAGAUGGCGACGACUGGGAUGGUGGAAGUGUUUCCGGUGAUAGUAGAAGGGAUGGAGAGGAACCUCAAGUGGCACUGGAGCAAGAAUGUAAGGCAAUUAACAGAAAGUGUGAAGGUGAUGCUGGAAGAGAUGGACCCAGAACUUUAUACAAAGGGUCUCAUUGACAUGCAAAAUAAACAAGCAGAGGCACACCAACUUGAUAUCAGGAGAAAAAAGAGAUGGGAGAGACUAGAAUUGGAAGCUGCAAAGAACAAAUUUCUCAAUCCACAACGUUCUAUAUGUGUCUCUCACUAGUAUGCAACUUUGUGCUGCCAAAACCCACUUUCAUUAUGUAAACAUAAUAUACAACUUUUGACUCGUGCUAGCAAC